AUGGAUGCAAAGCCUCAAGCUAUUAUACCAUCUUGGAGACUAACAAAUGCAAAGAGCUGGAGAUCUCUACGUGCAGCAUCUUCUGGUAGACAGGUCAACAUCCCUGAGGAAAACAUAAAGAAAAUGCUCAAUGUACCAUUUUCGUCUCUGCUUACAAGCAAUGAAGAUGUGAAAAAAGCUAUUAUUUUUUCCCAUAAUGAAGCUAGAAGAAAUGCUAAACCCUCUGCAAGUAACAUGCUAGAAAUGGUAUGGGAUGAUGAUGCCGCAAAAAAAGCAGAAGGGUACGCCAAAAUGUGUAUAGCUGGCCAUAGCCCACCUAGCUACAGAAAGAUUUCAGAUAUCAAUUGUGGAGAAAAUGUAUUCCUGUCGUCAUUUAAAGCCGCUUGGGAAGAUGUAUUGCAAUCAUUUCUAAGUGAAGCUGUAGAUUUCGAUUAUGGGAAAGGACCAAAGAGUCCUUCGUUAGAAAUUCGUCAUUAUACACAGAUGAUGUGGGCCUCCUCAAAUCGUGUUGGAUGUGGUGUAGCUGAGUGCUCAAAUAAUGUCUUCAAAUAUGAUUACGUCUGUAUUUACUGCCCAGGGGGAAAUGAUGGCGACUCAAUUGGCUUCCCAUACAAAUCUGGACCUGCAUGUGAAGAUUGCAAAUCAUCGUGUGACAAAGGCCUUUGCACAAACCCAUGCCCACAUCAAGACAAGUAUGCAGAUUGCAAAGACUAUUAUCAUGGACAAAAAUGUGAUGCAAGCCUCGAGGAAGAUUGUCCUGCAACCUCGAUAUGCCAUGUUUCAAUCACAUUCUCAACAGUUUUGACCCCCAAAGGCACUCAACAAUUUGCAGAGGAAGAUUCAUUUUGGACACUUGAAGAGCUUGUAGUAAGGAGGCAGGAAUUCCCAGUAAACAGACGGUCUGAUGAAACUUAG
Pelobates fuscus (common spadefoot toad) is the source of this 915-nucleotide messenger RNA. Its product is annotated as cysteine-rich venom protein pseudechetoxin-like. Lineage: Eukaryota; Metazoa; Chordata; Amphibia; Anura; Pelobatidae. Gene Ontology annotation, cellular component: extracellular region. The record is from RefSeq and is a predicted model, not a curated record. The coding region runs from base 1 to 915 and encodes 304 amino acids. The transcript is spliced from 9 exons.